AUGCCAGAGCUACCGGAGGUAGAGGCAGCGAGAAGGGCAAUAGAGGAAAAUUGCAUAGGGAAGAAGAUAAAGAAAGCCAUUAUUGCCGACGACCCUAAAGUCAUCGAUGGAGUCUCUCCUUCUGAUUUCGAGGCAGCACUUGUUGGCAAAACUAUUGUUUCUGCUCUUAGAAAGGGAAAGAACAUGUGGCUCCAACUCGACUCCUCUCCCUUCCCUUCCUUUCAGUUCGGGAUGACUGGUGCUAUAUACAUCAAAGGAGUUGCUGUUACCAAAUAUAAAAGGCGAGUCAUAUUCUUGUUGAUUAUAUUAGAGAAUUGCAUGCAGCUAGAUGAUGGUCUGGAGCUUUCUUUCACUGACAAGAGGCGAUUUGCUAAAGUCCGCUUGCUUGAAGAUCCAGCUUCUAAGCCCCCGAUAUCUGAGUUGGGCCCUGAUGCAUUAUUAGAGCCGAUGACAGUUGAUGAACUUCAUGGAUCCCUAAGCAGGAAGAAAAUUGCAAUUAAGACUCUAUUACUUGAUCAGAGUUUUGUAUCUGGAAUCGGCAAUUGGGUUGCAGAUGAAGUGCUAUACCAAACCAUACUCACAAUCUAUGUUAGGAGUGCUUGGUUCAAGUUUAAAUGUAGUAUAACACGGGCUAAAGCAGAAAGAACACAAGGGCUUAGGCUAGAAUUCAUCCACUGCAGAUUGCUUCUAGCUUGUCCAGAGAAAGUUCUGCAACUUUACAGAAGUCCAUCAAGGAGUAGAGAAAACAUAUGUAGGUCAUUCAAUAUUCGGUUGAAGUUGAUGCUGAUUGCAACUGCUUUCCUCUUGAAUGGUUGUUUCAUUCUCGAUGGGGCAAGAAACCAGGAAAAGUUAAUGGUGAUUGAAAAAGCAAUUCAAGUUGGGGCAGAUAGUAGUCAGUUCCCCAGCAAUUGGAUUUUUCAUUCUCGUGAAAAGAAGUCUGGGAAGGCUUUUGUUGAUGGGAAGAAGAUUGAAUUUAUUGUUGCCGGUGGGAGGACAACAGCCUAUGUUCCAGAGUUGCAGAAGCUGAAUGGAAACCAAGCUGGGAAAGCGGUGGGUAAACCAAAAACAAAAAUUUCAAAGAAAAAAAGAGACGAUGACAACAAAGAUGAUGGCAAUGAACCAGCCAGUGAGGAAGAGGAAAUUGCCAAGAAGGCCAAAUCAAAGAGAGAGUUGAGGCCUAAAAGUCCUGGAAAAAAGCCUUCAGCAAAAAGAAAAUCCAAAGCAAGUGAUGAUGAUAGUGAAGAUGACAAUGAAGAGGAUGAUGUUGGUGCUGCUGCUGGUGAUGAUGAUCAGAAGAAAAAACCUGGAAGAGUGGCCAAUAAAAAACAAGCCAUGGUAGGUAAAGCAUCCAAGAAAUUGGUUAAGAAUCAAAAUACUAAGAAACCAAACAAGAAAGCGAAGUAG
Molecule: messenger RNA, 1404 nt
Organism: Dovyalis caffra
Lineage: Eukaryota; Viridiplantae; Streptophyta; Magnoliopsida; Malpighiales; Salicaceae
Source: the annotation of a GenBank genome assembly